Drosophila kikkawai is the source of this 1461-nucleotide messenger RNA. RefSeq lists its product as uncharacterized. NCBI's taxonomy places the organism in Eukaryota, Metazoa, Arthropoda, Insecta, Diptera, Drosophilidae. The record is from RefSeq and is a predicted model, not a curated record.
AUGAGGAAGCAUUGCAUAAAUUGGCUUUGGCUGCUCCUGCUGCUAAAGAUCAUAUUUGUGAGUGGCGAACACCAGGGAGAAGAUCACAGAAUCCAAAGACGCUUCAUGUGGCAGGAGAUGAACAACUCGGUGAUGGGUGGCGUGCUUGGACGAAUGUAUCACGGAGCCAGGGCCAUGAAGACAAUGAUCACAGGCCUAUUGCCCAGCACGGCAAGCUAUGGCCAAAAGUUGGCAGCGGCCAUUGACUUGCAGCCCACGGAGAUGACGCGUGUGCGGUACAUCAUCCGAAAUCCGCACAACAACAAGCCAAUGAAGAUCAUCAAAAUGCGACCUUCGCCCAAGAAAGUGGUGAAGAUCAGGAGACCUCUGGCAAAGCCCAUGGUCAUCGAGACAUCGACUAUCAAUUACGAGCAACAGAUGAGACAGUUGGAAAAGGAACAGGAGCUCAUAGCCGAGGGCAAGGCACCCAUGACCAGUGAUGAAGCCAUCAUGAAUAAAUACUUUAAGAAGCGACCACACGGGGGCUCCACCACCAACGAGGUGAUCUCCGGAAAGAUUAUGGAGUACCAGAGCUGGAAGCCAGUCUACAAGCCGGGAGAACAUCCCUCCACAUUUGUGACCCUGAGACCCCAGGCCUUGACCCAUCUACACACGGAUAUAUCCAGUGGAUAUCAUGAAAUGCUGCCCAAGCCGGAGAAGUUGGUCAGCUAUGAGUACGAAAGGGAUGAGGAGAAGGACGAGGAGACGGAGAACGAAGUGGCCAAGCAUACGGGUCAUCGAUACGAGGUCACCGAGCAUACAGGUGAAGCUAGCGAGGAAGUGGAGUCGGUGCCGUCGUCCUCAAUGGAGAGUGGCUUUGUGCCUAGUCAGGGAUUGAGUUUUAGAGAACACCUUGUAGAGCACCAUGCUCCUAGACCCAGACAAAGGACUACAGCCAGUACAACCACCUCGACUACGACCACCACAGAGGCACCCAAUUAUCCUCCCGCGUUCUUAAAGAAGUUCAGGGAAAGGGAAAGGGAGCGGGAACGCGAGCGUGAGACCAGCACCAAGAGACCCCGCAAACACCAUCACCAGAAGGAGGUCUAUAUAAUCCGAGAAAGCGAUGACCACUCCGAGGGCAGCACUACGCCGCCCUCCUUCUCCAUGAGCAGUCUGCGUGCCCGUCUCCGGGAUCAGCAGCGCCACCAGAAGCAUCUGCACAAGCAGCAGCUCGAGGAGGAGGAACUGGAGGAGGCCCUCGUGGAUGCCAUGCAUGGCGAGAAGUGGCCCUCGGAUGUGGCCCACAGCAGCUUCCAGCUGACCAGUCCCAUUGGACCCAGUGCCGUGGCCUUUGAGCAGCCGUUGGCAUCUGCCACCAAGGUGGUGGCCAAGGGUCAGUACAAGCGGCAGACCCGCGACAACAUACGCCAGCGGGGAUCCGUCAAGUUCGGCGAUAAACCCAACUACGACGAGGUCUGA